Molecule: messenger RNA, 1263 nt
Organism: Thermochaetoides thermophila DSM 1495
Lineage: Eukaryota; Fungi; Ascomycota; Sordariomycetes; Sordariales; Chaetomiaceae
Product: 2-oxoglutarate dehydrogenase complex-like protein
Exons: 4
Coding region: 1-1263 (420 amino acids)
Biological process (GO): tricarboxylic acid cycle
Cellular component (GO): oxoglutarate dehydrogenase complex
Molecular function (GO): dihydrolipoyllysine-residue succinyltransferase activity
Source: RefSeq, a predicted model, not a curated record
AUGCUGUAUCGCGGUCUUCGCAUGGCGGCGCGUGCCGCUCCUAAGUUCGCUGUCCUCAACACCCACGCAGCCCUACGCCAGCUCCCCCUGCAGUUCCAGCAUGUCCGGACCUAUGCCGACAAGAUCAUCAAGGUGCCUCAGAUGGCCGAGUCGAUCACCGAGGGCACGUUGAAACAGUGGAACAAGGCCGUUGGUGACUACGUUGAGGCGGACGAGGAGAUUGCGACCAUUGAGACCGACAAGAUCGACGUUGCUGUCAAUGCCCCCGAAGCUGGUGUUAUCAAGGAAUUCUUUGUGAAUGAGGAGGACACCGUUCUCGUCGGCCAAGACCUUGUGCGCCUGGAGGUCGGUGGCGAAAAGCCGGCUGAGGCAGCCAAGGAGCAGCCCAAGGCUGCGGCCCCGGAGCCGAAGGUUGAAGAGAAGAAGGUUCCGGAGGCCCCGGCUCCUGAACCUUCCAAGACUGCUGCUCCGGCUCCUGCUCCGCCAAAGCAGGAGGCUCCCGCCUCUCCCAAGCCGGCCAGCAAGCCUGCUGAGACUCCCGCGGUUACCCUCGGCAACCGUGAGGAGCGGAGGGUCAAGAUGAACCGAAUGCGUCUCCGCAUUGCCGAGCGUCUCAAGCAAUCGCAGAACACCGCCGCGUCGCUGACGACCUUCAACGAGGUCGACAUGUCGGCUCUGAUCGAGUUCCGCAACAAGUAUAAGGAUGAGGUCCUCAAGAAGACAGGAGUUAAGCUUGGCUUCAUGAGCGCCUUCUCCCGUGCCGUCGUCCUCGCCAUUCGUGACCUUCCUGUCGUCAACGCUUCGAUUGAGGGUCCCAACGGUGGUGAUACUAUCGUCUACAGGGACUAUGUUGAUAUUAGCGUUGCCGUCGCGACCGAGAAGGGUCUUGUCACUCCUGUUGUGCGCAACGCUGAGACCAUGGACUUGAUCACUAUCGAGAAGACUAUUGCCGAACUGGGAAAGAAGGCCCGUGACGGCAAGCUCACCAUUGAGGAUAUGGCCGGCGGCACCUUCACGAUUAGCAACGGUGGCGUCUUCGGGUCCCUUAUGGGCACCCCUAUCAUUAACCUCCCCCAGUCUGCUGUGCUCGGCCUGCACGCUAUUAAGGAGCGUCCCGUCGCCGUCAAUGGCAAGGUGGAAAUCCGUCCUAUGAUGUACCUUGCGCUUACAUAUGACCACCGCCUGCUGGACGGCAGGGAGGCCGUGCAAUUCCUGGUCAAGGUCAAGGAGUACAUUGAGGAUCCCAGGAAGAUGCUUCUUUAA